This is a messenger RNA of Pungitius pungitius (ninespine stickleback), 3113 nucleotides long. RefSeq names its product polymerase (RNA) III (DNA directed) polypeptide E (gene polr3e). The transcript is spliced from 21 exons. Gene Ontology annotation, cellular component: nucleus; RNA polymerase III complex. The record is from RefSeq and is a predicted model, not a curated record. Gene Ontology annotation, biological process: tRNA transcription by RNA polymerase III. The coding region runs from base 359 to 2401 and encodes 680 amino acids. Lineage: Eukaryota; Metazoa; Chordata; Actinopteri; Perciformes; Gasterosteidae.
CGGAGGCGUGGGUUCGAAUCCCACCGCUGCCAUGUACUUUUCGUUAAAUCUUUCUCAAAGCUCUUAACAAACAUUCACUCGUAACCAGUGAAAAAAAGAUAAAGACUAUACAAAAGACAACUUAACAGUGAUCUCGCUGUGCAUUAUGGGUACGGGCUCCUCCCCACGUGUCUGUGCAUAGCCGAGUCAACAUGGUACCGACAGCCCUCAGAUGCCCGGUUUAGACCCCUCUCCUGCUGCUGAGCGCACUUCUCAGUCACGGCUGUGAUAUUUGGAACCGUAGAGCGAAGUGUGCAGGUCUGUGGAAGCUGCAGAUCCUGUUCUCCUCUCUCCUCCUCGCUGUGUGUUCUUCAUCAUCAUGGCCAGCGGGGAGGACGACGACCCCAUCAUAGAGGAGAUCGAUGUUUAUCUUGCCAAAAGCCUUUCUGAUAAGCUGUAUCUUUUCCAGUACCCUCUCCGACCAUCCACCAUGACGUACGAUGAUGUCAACCACUUAUCAGCCAAGAUUAAACCCAAGCAGCAAAGGGUGGAGUUGGAGAUGGCCGUAGACGCGAUGAGUCCAAACUACUGUCGCAGUAAAGGAGAGCAGAUCGCUCUGAAUGUGGACGGCACAACGUUCGACGAAACCAACACGUUUUCAGCGAAAAUGAUGGAUAAACAGUCCUUCACCUCCAUCCAGGCCACCACGAACACCUGCAGAUAUGCUGCUGCUGUGUUUCGUAAAGGCGAACUUCAUAUCACACCUCUGACGGGGAUCCUCCAGAUGAGACCGAGCUUCUCUUACCUCGACAAGGCCGACACCAAAACCAGAGAGAGGGAAGCGGCCAAUGAGGGUGGAGAUUCCUCCCAGGAUGAAGCAGAGGAGGAUGUAAAGGCCAUCACGGUGAGGUUUUCUCGCCCUGAGUCAGAGCAGGCGCGGCAGAGGCGGCUCCAGUCGUACGAGUUCCUCCAGAAGAAGCAGGCGGAGGAGCCGUGGGUUCACCUGCACUACCACGGGGUGAAGGACGGGCGCUCGGAGCAUGAACGGCAGUACCUGCUCUGCCAGUCGGUGGACGCCUCCGAGAACUCCGAACUGGUCAAAACUCCCAAGGAGUACCUGACCAUGCUGAUGCCCCCUCUUGCAGAGGAAAAACUUGUGAAACCAGUCGGCCCCAGUAAUGUUCUCUCCAUGGCUCAACUGCGCACUCUGCCUCUGGGAGAGCAGGUGAAGACGCUGCUGAAGAACGUGAAGGUGAUGCCGUUCGCUAACCUCAUGGGCCUCCUCGCCUCCGGCACCGACUCCACUGCGGCGCUGCGCUGCAUCCAGCAGGUGGCGCUGCUGGUUCAGGGCAACUGGGUGGUGAAGAGUGAUGUUCUUUAUCCUAAAAACACCUGCAGCCCUCACAGCGGCGUCCCUGCUGAGCUGCUCUGUCGCGGCCGAGACUUUGUGAUGUGGAGGUUCACCAGGGAGCGCUCUGUGAUGAGGAAGGAGAUUACAGCCAUCAUCAAACUUCCUCCAGAGGAUGUGAAGGAGUUCCUGGAGCAUGUUGCUGUUCCUCGAGUGAACCGGGGCUGGGAGUUCCUGCUUCCUACGGAUUCCGAAUUCAUUAAGAAGCACCCGGACAUCGGCCACAGGCAGCACAUGCUGUGGCUCGGCAUCCAGAGCAAGUUGGAAAAGGUCUUCAACUUCUCCAAAGACGACUUCGGGCCCAAGGAUUCCCCGCAGCCCGAGCCGCUCCACGUCAGCGGCGAGCAGCGCCUGAAGGCGGCGCACGAGCGCGCCGAAGGGAACAAGUCGUCUCUGCAGAGGGAGCUGGACGCCAGGCGGGCCGGGAGCGCCGGCGCCGUCAAACAGGAGCCCGUCAGCGACCGAGAGGACGAGCCCAUGGACGCCUCGUCCUCCGUCCCCAACGGCUCCUCCAACGGCGUCCCCGGGGCGGCCUGCGACCACGCCGCCAGCGGCGACGCCUCGUCGCAGGAGCUGCAGGACUUUGUGAUGAAGACUUUCAGGAAGCACUUUGUACUGACGCUCAGUGAGUUCAAGAGGCUGCUGAGCCUCCACCUCGCCUCCAUGCCGGUGGGACGCAGCGUCUUCCCCUCCAUCUCGGACCACAUGCUGCAGGACGCCAUUCUGCUCUGCCAGUGCAAACAGAUAAUGGUGCCUUUUCCUGCUCAGACCACAGCGGCAGCAGAUGAACAGAAGGUCUUUGCCUUGUGGGACACGGGGGACGAGUUUGACAAGCUUCGCCGCGUGCUCUACGACUUGUUCAACAAGAGCUACCGCAUCAGGAGGAACGCGCUACAGGUCAAGCUGUCUCAGGAGUUCGGAGACGUCCCAAAGACGGACGUCAACCGGCUGCUGCAGGAGUGCUGCAUCAGCAGCGCCGGGAUGUGGUACCUAAACGGAACGUUACAGUCCUGACACUGAGAGCGAGACCCCUCUUCCUCCAUCUCUUCCACCUCUUCUUCAUCAUCAUCAUCAUCGGCAGCAAGUCGAUCCUCUCCUGGGUGUCUAGUGGGAGGACGUCCUGCGAGGGAGGGGGGUUGGAGGACAAAAGAUAUCGGCUGUCUGCUGAAGCAGAUCUGACGCGAUGGAUCGGAACCCCUCACAAGUGUCUGAGGGGUAGAAUAUGAAUGAAAAAAAUAGCAAGAAAUGUAUGCGGUUAAGUAGAGUUUGACAUUUCAUUGAACCUUGUUAGAUAUUUUGUUAUUAUUAAUAAAUCAGCACGUCAGUCUCUAUUUAAAGCAGCGUGGCUCAGUGCUUUAUUUUUCUCCUGAUUUGUAGAUGUUGCCAGAAGAAACGAGUGUUAUCUGUAUCAUCAACGAUGUGUAAGCCUCGUGGGGAGAAAGUGGUUUUUAGUAUUAACUCCACCAAAUGAAAGUGACCCGUUGCUUUAAAACAUCUCAAGUCACUUGGAGAAAUAUCUGCAAAUUCAUGCGUUGGUAAAAGGAUUCUGCAACAAGCAGAAAGUCCCUGAUGUCAUUAUUCUGUCAAUCAUGGCCACAUUUUCCCUCUCAUUCAGUCUGAUGUAAACAGGGUGUUGAGGUGUGAUUCUGGUUGAAUGCACAAAGUUUGAAAUGGUUUUCCUUUGGAAGAGAUUUUUGGUUACGGCCAAUAAAACUGCAAUGUUGAA